ACUUCCCUCUCUCUCUCUCUUGAUCUCUCCCUCUCUCUCUUGAUCUCGAACAUAUAAGCAAUAGCAAUGCAACAAGCGAUUCCUUACAAGUCAUGGUUACCAAUUUACACAACCAACAACAACCCACUGAACCCAUCAAGCCUAACCCAGAAGAGCAACAAUGGUGUUAAUGACGGAGGAGUGCUAAGAGGGUCAAAGAAGAAGAUGGGGACCAUGGUGUCUGAAAAUGCAAUCAUAGUGUUUGCAAAGCGAGGUUGUUGUAUGGGGCAUGUUGUGAGGAGACUGCUUUUAGGGCUUGGUGUGAAUCCUCCACUUUAUGAGAUUGAUGAAGAGGAGGAAGAUGGAGUUUUGAAGGAAUUAAUGGAGAUUGUUAAUAAAGGUAAGAAAGUGCAGCUACCAGCAGUGUUUAUUGGUGGGGCUUUGUUUGGAGGAUUGGAUAGAGUUAUGGCUACUCAUAUUUCUGGAGAAUUGGUUCCUAUUCUCAAGGAAGCUGGAGCCUUGUGGCUUUGAUAUAAUUGGUCAAAUUUUGAUCUUGUCCUCUGUUUUUGUUUUGUUUUUUCCUUAAAACUUGUAAUAGGUUUCUGGGUAGUUGAGUUGAUGAAAUUGAAGGAUCCAAUAUGAAGUUAAUAGGUGGAUCCAAGUAUAUGAUUUAUGACUUCUAUUUCAAUCUUGUUUAAUGAAAUGCUUCUUUGACUCGCAUGGAAGAAAACUAA
This is a messenger RNA of Tripterygium wilfordii, 713 nucleotides long. RefSeq names its product glutaredoxin-C9-like. The record is from RefSeq and is a predicted model, not a curated record. Bases 67 to 510 code for a protein of 147 amino acids. NCBI's taxonomy places the organism in Eukaryota, Viridiplantae, Streptophyta, Magnoliopsida, Celastrales, Celastraceae. The transcript has 3 exons.